AUGCAAAUUCCGCAUAAUAUCGGCUCCUGCGUCGAGGAUAAAUACACAAGCCCUUGUGACAUAGUUCACAUCAACUUUCUUUUCCACCCCGGCAUCGGUACCAAAUUAAGCAUCGCAUUCGGAUUUCGAUUACAGUAUCUCUGUACAGGUACCAACCUUCAAGCUUUUCUUCUCUGGACAGAGAUGCUUGAACUUCGGAUGGAGGAAGGCGGGACGAGAGCCAAGUGCCAAGAUGUUGCUCCCGACAACCGUCCGUUGAACAAGAACGAAACGGGCAUCAUGUUUGAUCUUACAUAG
Molecule: messenger RNA, 297 nt
Organism: Sclerotinia sclerotiorum 1980 UF-70
Lineage: Eukaryota; Fungi; Ascomycota; Leotiomycetes; Helotiales; Sclerotiniaceae
Exons: 2
Coding region: 1-297 (98 amino acids)
Source: RefSeq, a predicted model, not a curated record